AGCUUAUGAAUUUGAUAUUGCGUUUGUUUAAGCUGGCAAGAUACCCUUUGAUGAAGAUAGCUGAAAGCUCUCAAAUGGAAUAUUAGAUUGGGAAAUGUGGGUCAUACAAUAUUAUAUUCCUUGCUUGGCUACUACAUUCCCACUGAGAAAACCACCUUUAUAAGGCUCAUUCUUGAGCUCGAUUUGGGUCAAACAAAACAUUUGGCACAUAAGAUUAAUAGCAGCUAGCCACCCGUGUUUCUUCAAGGUGAAGACCCAAGACAGAUUGGAGUUCAUCAGUCAAGCAAAUCAUAAAACCUUAAAGUCAUCAUUCUUCAAAGAACAUGUACCAUCAUCACCAUGCAGAUAGACAUGUGUUCAUCCAAGGAGGGCAUGAACAUGGGCACGAUGGUGUAAGAGAAUCAGGACUUGUCCUGUCAACAGAUGCAAAACCGAGGUUAAAAUGGACACCGCAUCUCCAUGAACGGUUCAUAGAAGCAGUCAAUCAGCUUGGAGGAGCCGAAAAGGCUACUCCAAAAACAGUUUUGAAACUCAUGGGAAUCCCAGGACUGACAUUGUACCACUUAAAAAGCCAUCUUCAGAAGUACAGGCUUAGUAAAAAUCUUCCUGGACAGGCAAUUAACAAAGUUGUUUCAGUAGAGAGGAUGGAAGUAUCAGAGGCAAAUGAAACUCAUAUGAGCAAUCCAAGUAUGGGAACACAAACAAACAAAAAUUUACAGAUAAACGAAGCAAUACAAAUGCAAAUUGAAGUACAGAGAAACCUUCAUGAACAAAUAGAGGUACAGAGACAUUUGCAGCUAAGAAUAGAGGCUCAAGGGAAGUACCUUCAAGCAGUUCUAGAGAAAGCUCAAGAGACUCUUGGAAAACAAAACCUGGGAACAAUUGAUCUAGAGGUUGCAAAAGCUCAAAUCUCUGAACUAGCCUUAAAGGUUUCCCCUCAUUGCCUGAAUACAUCUUUUCCAGUAAUGAAGGAUUUAUCGCGUUUAAGCCACCAGCAAUCUGACGUAACUCAACCCACGGUUUGUUCCGUGGACAGCUGCUUGACUUCUUGCGAUGCCUCAAUUUAUGAUCUACCUAGGUUAAGACAGUGUGAGUUUAAAGAGGACAGAAAGAUCUUUACCUCGAGAAAUAAGGACAUUGAAACAAUAGAUACCUCAAUGGGAGUUGGACUGCAAUCUGGGAAAGGAAAUAGCAAAAUAUCAGAUGGAACAAAUUACCUUCAGCUAGUGGACGAGAAGACGCUACAGUUCGAAAUGCCUUAUUUGAAACCGACGCUGGACCUAAAUUCCCUACAAGAAAACGAGAAUCCUUCAAACUACAAGCAACUAGAUCUCAAUGGUUUAAGCUGGGGAUGAGUGGUACGUAACUACGUACAUCGAUCGUCGGAGGAUUUCUUAGCCAAAAUCCGAGCGGCGUCAGUGAUAAACAGAUCAUCGUAAUCUGAAUCUGAAUCAGCAACAAUUUCUAUGUACUGUCUGUAUAUUUGUGUUAAAUUGCUGCUUUUCAACAAAAGAUGACAUUCUUCAGUUCUCCUGAUUCCUUAGACAGGCUGCUGAAAAGCUUAAUCAUAAAGUUUACUCUUCU
Messenger RNA from Impatiens glandulifera, 1584 nucleotides. RefSeq names its product myb-related protein 1-like. Gene Ontology annotation, molecular function: DNA binding; DNA-binding transcription factor activity. Bases 324 to 1355 code for a protein of 343 amino acids. The transcript has 6 exons. The record is from RefSeq and is a predicted model, not a curated record. NCBI's taxonomy places the organism in Eukaryota, Viridiplantae, Streptophyta, Magnoliopsida, Ericales, Balsaminaceae.